ACACACACACUGGGAAAAUUAAACAAACAUGGACGAUGUCAUGUAGACAUAAAAAAAAAGAUACAUAAAAAGACUAGAUAACAAAAAAAAAAAAGACAUCAAAGACAUCAUCAAAAGCUCAAAGUUAAUUGAAAUGCAACAGACAAGCCCAACAGCUGCACCUUUAAGUCAAAUAAAUUAUUAAAAACCAUCAGUAUUAUUAAUGAAGGAUGAUCAAUAUCUUUUUAAAAACUCAUGGAUUAUUUAAAAUUUACAAUUGACAUUUAAACGUAUAAUUAAUUAAAAAUAAUAAUUAAAAAUAAAAUGCCAAGUUUAAGAAAAAAAGUUGUUGGUUUUAUGCGUCAUCUUUCAAUUAGAAAUUUGACUGCUACUGAUGGAAUUGAUCAGGAUGGAGUUACACAAAGUGGAUCGAAUUCACCACCAGCUGAAAUACCUGGUGGUUGUUUUGUUACGAAAUAUUUAAAUGGAUUAGAAAGUAAAUGUGAAGGUCCAAUAAUAUUACAUGGAAGAAAUCCAGAAGAAUUACCAUCAAAAGUCAUUGAUAAACUUGAUGAAAAUGAAGAAAUAUUUGCAGCAUUAACUGGACCAGAUCGUGGCUUAACAUCUGUUAAUUUAAAACAAAAACAUUUGAGUAUUAGUGAUCCAGAUGUUGAUUAUAUUGAUAUACUUGAAAAAAAUGAACAACAAACAACUGUUAACAACUCGAUGGAUUGUAUAUUUUCAAUCGCGCAUGAUCGUUGGUUAGUCAUACGAACAAAAGAUUCAUCACUGUGUCCAAUUGAUAAUAGUACUGUUAAAAUACGUGCUGCUGGUAAAUUAUAUGAACCAGAUAAAAAAUAUACAAUUAAAGAUGAUGAUGAUAUUGAUGAUAUUGAUAAAAAUAAUACAAUUAAAAAUGUAAAAUUUAUUGAUGAUAAUGAUAAUUAUAAAAAUAAUGUGCAUUUUAAUAUAGCAUGUAAUAAUAGUUUAAAAAUUAAAAAAUCAAUUAAUAAUUGUAAUAAUUUAAAAGAUGAUAAAAUACAUGAAUUAUUAUCAAGUGAAAGUACAAAUGAUAAUGAUCAUUCAGAUGAUGAUAAAAUUGAAUUAAUAAUGUCAAAAAUAAGUGAUGAUUUAUUGGAUAUUGAUGAUACUGAAAUGGAUUUUGAUAUAAUACCACCACCAAGUGAUUUUGCAACUGAUAUGAUACCACUGAGAAAAUCAAAAAGUGCACCAGCACCAUUUAAAAAAAAUCAACAAGAUUGUCCAAUGAUUGAUGAAAUUGCUGGUAUUGAAAAUUGGUUUAUUCCAAACGAUGCAGCAUAUGGUGUAGCAACAACACUUUAUGAAAAAAAUCCAACAAAUAAUACAAAUAAUGGUGAACCAAUUGCUGAUUGUUUUGCACUUGUUGCAAGACCAAAUGCUGCUGUAUUGGUGCUUGCUGAUGGUGUUAAUUGGGGUGCUAAAGCAUGUAUUGCAGCAAGAUCAGCUGUUCAUGGUUGUAUGGAAUAUUUAAAUAAAGCAUUAUUUUCAUCACAAGUUAAUUCACAAAUGACAACAACACGUGAUGUAUUUAUAGCAUUGUUGAGAUCAUUUCAUGCGGCUCAUUCAUUAAUAUUACAAGAACAAGGAAUGUUAACAACACUAACAGUAUGUGCAAUAUUACCAUUACCAAAUUAUAAUAGUAAUAGUAAUAAUUGUAAAAAAUAUAUUGCUUGUACAUGUAAUGUUGGUGAUAGUCUUGCAUAUGUUUAUUCUAAAAAAACUGGUGUUAGAGAAAUAACACGUGGUUCACAUGAUAUACAUUGUAUGCGUGAUAUGCGUGAUGCAUUAGGUGCACUUGGUCCAGUUGAUGGUUCAAAUCCAGAAUUAAAUAAUUUAACACUUGCUAUGACUGAAGUUGAAAAAGAUGAUAUUGUUUAUUUAACAAGUGAUGGUAUAUCUGAUAAUUUUGAUCCAAUUGUUGGUAAAUUUGCAAUAUUACCAAAUAAAAAAAAAAAUAAUAAUGAUACAAGACAAAAUAAUAAAAAUACAAGUGCUUAUCGUAAAACAGAUAAUUUAAGAAAAACAAAUUCAGCUGGUUUUAAUGAUACAAAUGAAUUACCAGUUGUUGAAGCAUAUCAAAGACAUGAGCUGACAUUAAUUAGAAUGGAAGAUUUAUUAAAUCGUGGUGUAUCUGGUGAAGGACCACCAUGUAAAAGUGCUAAAAAAUUAUGUGAACUUUUACUUGAUUUUGCAGUUAGAAUCACAGCAGCUAAACGUAGAAUAUUGGAAGAUACUGAUUUGUAUUAUUCACAGGCCAAAGAUGGUGAAUUAAUUCAAUUGACAAAACUUGAACAACGUUCAAGAAGAAAAAAAAUGCUGGACAUUAUGUCAAUGGUACCAGGUAAACUUGAUCAUGCAACUGUUGUUGCUUAUGUUGUUGGAUCUCAUGGUAUUAUUGAGAGUGAUUUUUAAUUAUCGCCAGGUGCGAUUAAACACAAUAUUAACAUAACAUGUACACGUAAAUUUAUUUUUACUUUAUAUAACAAUAUUACAAAUUUUAUUUAACACAAUGUUACUAUGUUCUUUUUGUUUUUUUUUUUUCUUUUUGUUAUCUACCUUUUUUUUAUACUCUGUUUUUUUUGUAAUGAUUAUAAACCAGUGUAAAACUAUAGUCUCAUAUUGUAAUGUAUUAUUAAUUAUUGUAUACUAACGUUUCAUUUGUUUGUCAAAAAAAAAAGAAAAAGAAAAAAUGAUAAUUCUGACGAGGAAUUGACCACAAAUGUGUCUUCAAAAAUGUCUCAUAUUUUUGUAGAUGUUCGAUAGUCUUUUCUCUAACGAGCA
Molecule: messenger RNA, 2802 nt
Organism: Aphidius gifuensis
Lineage: Eukaryota; Metazoa; Arthropoda; Insecta; Hymenoptera; Braconidae
Product: PP2C-like domain-containing protein CG9801
Exons: 7
Coding region: 304-2433 (709 amino acids)
Source: RefSeq, a predicted model, not a curated record